AUGAUGGCUUUCUUGAAGGCCGUUUCAGUUUUCUGUCUUUUUUCGCUAGUCUACGGUGGUGAUUCCAGCUGUUACCAAACAGUUCGUUCUUUUUUUAAUAUAAAAAAAGAUGGAAACGAAAUCGCUUAGAAAAAAAGCAAAGUGAUUGAGUCGAGACACGAGGCGGUUUGAAAAGGCAUUAGAGGAAUAUACCUCCUCUCACUUCUCUGGCCCCUUCUCGGACCUAGUCUGAUCUCUCUCUCUUUUGCCCGAUUUUGCUGAUCUUUAAAAUCUUUCCGAAGGCUAUGGCCAAUAUUUGCGUAUUCAAAUUGAGCAAAAUUUUUCUAAUUUUUUUCAAAACUUACGCAUGCGAGUACAGGUUUUCGUUCUGAUCAAAAUCGGUUGGUUUAGAUUUUAUUUAUGAGAAAUGUCUACACCUAACACUUCACUCUUUUUCAGAAGAAGUUUUCAUGAAUGUGGUUUUUAUGUUAGUAAUAACCACUUUUUUUCAGAAACGUGAGGCGACAGGACUCGAAUAUGCUCCGUUUGAGCGUUGCCUUAAAGCUGGCGACACGAUUACAGUCUACGGCCGCCCGAAUCCGGCUUUCGAGCGGUUAAUGAACAGAAUAUAACGAAAUAAUCAAUUCGCAACGACUUGAAGCAGUGUGUGAAAAAGCGUCGCGAUAGAUUCGAAAUUCCAAAUCUUGCUCUGGAAUGCGUAAAUUUUGCGACACGUCGAGCCAUUCCUGUCUAACAAAAAUAAGCAUUUGCCCCGCAGUAAACUUCGAAAAAAAAAAAGAAUUUUUCGUUGAUGUUUUUGGUGCACCCCGCGUACGUAAUAAGUACCUUAAUAUGCAUUUGAAGCUAAACGACUUACACUCGUGGUUACACUACGGGGUGCACCAAGAGCUCAACGGGAUGUGCACCGCAACUUUUGUUAGAGCUCGUGCGACCAGUCUUUCGAAACAGAAGGCUGAAUUUUAAUUUUCUUUCCACUUUGACUGUAAAUCUCUACCAGGGCGACCGCCCAGUGUUCGACAGUACUCCCAUAG
Molecule: messenger RNA, 1031 nt
Organism: Caenorhabditis auriculariae
Lineage: Eukaryota; Metazoa; Nematoda; Chromadorea; Rhabditida; Rhabditidae
Source: the annotation of a GenBank genome assembly